Messenger RNA from Adelges cooleyi (spruce gall adelgid), 2087 nucleotides. Its product is annotated as ciliogenesis and planar polarity effector 2-like. The transcript is spliced from 4 exons. Gene Ontology annotation, molecular function: GTPase activity. Lineage: Eukaryota; Metazoa; Arthropoda; Insecta; Hemiptera; Adelgidae. The record is from RefSeq and is a predicted model, not a curated record. The coding region runs from base 971 to 1702 and encodes 243 amino acids.
AAAUUUCCAAAUUGUAUACAUAUUAUUAUGAAUAUUUUUUAGUGUAAAUCUGAGUCACUCCGGUAGGGGAAGGCGCUAUAAAAAUUCAAAAACAAAAUCGGAUAAAUUCGGUAGGAAUAUAGUUUAAAACAAUUCGCAAUGUCUCGCAGUCUUGCUUAAAAAAAGUGUUUGGUGUCUACUAUUGUCUACGUAGAAUAAAAUAUGUUAAAUGGCAGAAUUUUAAAAUACAGUACAGUUAAGAAAAAAAAAUCGUUGUACCUUAGGAUAUCACGAUGUAGUAUAUAAUGAUAUUGCUAUUUUAGUGGUGCAAAUUUAAUUUUUGGUAAUUUAGUAAUAGCUGGAACGACACCUCGGAUUGUGAUCGGGUAUUGUCUAUUGAUAGUUAUUAUUUUUUUUUUUUUGAAAGAACACACCGAUUUCUAAUAUUUAUUAAAUAAUCAAAAACGUUAAAAAAAUUAUUCAAACUUUACUUUUGUAAAAAGACAUUGAAUUUUUGAAAAUUUAAAUGACUAUUGAAAUCCGAUCACUCUACUAGGCGUCAUGUCAUUUCAGUUUUUAACUUCUGUAAGUCAUGUUCUGGAGUAUAAAAACUUUAGUGCUUACAGUUAUUUUGAGUUUUGACCCAUCGUCUAUUGACUGUCACUGUUUUGGGUUAAAAUGAUGCAGCCGCCGCUUAUAAGAACGUCAGCUGUUAUGGAGAUAACAAGAUCCUGUUAUUUCCUUAUCUAAUAUCCUAAUGGCUACCUGUGCGGUAAGCAAUACUAUCUUCUACAGUCUUCUGAUAAUACAAGAACAAUAAUAUACACACCUGUUGAGUUUUGCGUUGAUUUUUGUGUUUCAAUAAAAUAAAUGAGAGACUUGAAUUCUUUUUAAUUUACUUAAAACAAAAUUUAGGGGAUUUCAUGUUCUGCCAUUAUGUUUUUUAAAAUAAAUUUAAUAAUUCAUGAAAGUGGAUAAAUAAAUGUAAACCAUGUUGGGAAGCGUAGUGAAACUGGAUUGGCAAAGUACCGCUGAAGGCGAAACGAUCAUGCAGCAUUUUUACAAUCCACAGAGUAACGGAAGGAAAUUGUUUGGGAUACUCGAGCGUCCCAUGUUACCAAAUGUAGAAGAAGUAUCUUACAAAUUAUUUUUUGUUGGAAAAAGUGGAGCUGGAAAAACUGCUACAAUAGCCAGAUUAGCAGGAGCAGCAAAAAUAAAUGAUGAAUAUAUAGAAACGCGAGGCAUACGUAAAACUAAUAUUUAUUGGCCUGCAAAAGUUUGGGAUAGGAUUAUUUUGUUUAGACUCCAGUGCUGGGAUGCAGGAGACAGGGACUUAAAAAAAUUUGGACAUAUUUUACCAGUUUGCAAAGAAGAAGCAGAUGCUAUUGUCUUUGUAUUUUCAUUUAACGACCCGACUGGACUAGCUACCAUUUCAACAAACAUUUCUACAUUUAUGAACAAUAAAAGUAGUCCAGCUCCUAUUGUCAUUGGAACAAAACACUGUCCGGGGGAUUUUACCGCAAAAGUAACAGUAUCUGAUAUAGAAGAAUUUGAGAACACACAAAAAAUUACAGUUCUGAAAUUAAACAAAACAGUGGAUAACUUUGAUUCAAAAGAAAACGAACUUACUGCUCUUACUCUAAAUGUAAUUUGUGAACAACUAUGGAUUAGAGAUCAAAAUUACAUUAUAAAUCAAGAAAUGAACUCAAUGCAAAUUGUAUGAAUAUUGUGACUUGAUGUUUGUGAUGUUGAUUUCUUCACCGACAACAGUUUAUAAACAUAUAUAAUAUUGUGUUGAAAUAUUUUUCAUUAGGUUAUGUACAAACUCUAUCUACAUUUAAAUAAAGUUUGCUUAAUUUUGAAAAUUGUAUAGCUGUGAAGUAAUUUGUUAUGAUUGUGUAACAUGCAUACUGAACUAUUAUGUGUAGAUACUUAAGACGGGUGGACUGUAAAGUAGAAUACUUUAGUGUACAAAAUCUUUGCAAGUAUUUAGACUCGUUUAUUAUUGUGUAUAUUUGAAUAUUAUAAGUAUUUUUGUUCAUAAUAUAAAUCAUACUUCAUUUAUCAAAUAUUGAUUAAUUUGUUAGACUAUUACUAUUACUAUUUCA